This is a messenger RNA of Mugil cephalus (flathead mullet), 3213 nucleotides long. Its product is annotated as toll-like receptor 13. Gene Ontology annotation, cellular component: membrane. The record is from RefSeq and is a predicted model, not a curated record. Bases 98 to 2938 code for a protein of 946 amino acids. The transcript is spliced from 3 exons. Lineage: Eukaryota; Metazoa; Chordata; Actinopteri; Mugiliformes; Mugilidae. Gene Ontology annotation, biological process: inflammatory response; immune response; toll-like receptor signaling pathway. Gene Ontology annotation, molecular function: transmembrane signaling receptor activity; protein binding.
AAACUGGUGAAGUAGAAUAAUAAAUAAAAUCACUUUCUUUGUGUGUGUUUGUGUGUCCUCUCCAGACGAUCAUCAUCCUCUCAGGAACUCCACCAACAUGUCCACAAUGAGACAUCUUGUUCUGAGACUUCUCGUCUCACUUCUGUCUCUCCUGUGUCAUGUAAACCUUUCUCUGGAGUAUUCUCUGAAAAACUGUAUCAUAGACUCUCCUGAAGAGGCCUCCUCUGUUCUUGUUCUGGAUUGUGCAAGCCGUAAACUUGUGACCGUCCCUGAUGACAUCCCCAGAAAUGCUGCCUCUGUAAAUCUCGUGUACAAUAAGCUUCAGAAGAUUAACAGAAACGAUUUUGCUCAGAUGUCAAAGCUGAUCAUUUUGGUCCUGGCCUGUAAUAAUAUUACUCAUGUUGAUGACGGAUCUUUCAUUGAUCUUGUAGCGUUGGAAACUCUUUCCAUAAGCAACAACCAACUCACCAGUCUGUCAGGUUAUGUCUUUCAAGGACUGUCCAACCUCACUGCUCUUGACCUCGAUGGCAACCAGAUUGAGUUUAUUCAUAGCUCGGCCUUCUGGUACCUGACCAGGUUACAAACCAUGAGGCUGGACUCCAACAGACUCCAACGAGUCGUGGACAUUCAGCCCAUCCUACAGCUGCCACAAAUACAGAAUCUGAACCUUGGAUCAAACCACUUUUCCUCCUUCCAGACCAAAGACCUGCUGCUGAAUGAGCCUUCAGGCCUCAAGGUGCUGGGUGUCUCAAAUAAUCGUAAGUUGGAAAUGUUCAGCAUCUCAACACCGAUCUUUCCUCUUCUUCACACGAUAGACCUUUCUCAAAGUGGCCAAGACUCUGGUAUGAAAUGGGACAUACCUGACAAGACUUUACUGGGGAACAUAACUCACCUGUAUUUUAGAUUCCCUAAUAUUCUCUUUGGAGACCUCCAGAAGGUCCUGCAGAGCCUUGACUCGCUGGAAUACCUGCAGAUGAAUUACAUGGAUGAGUGGAUAAAGAGAGAUCUGUUGGCUACAGUCUGUAAAAUACCAACACUCAGAGCCUUGAAUUUGUUUUACAACCAUCUCCACAAAUUCCUAAUGGACCUGGCAAACUGCUCUCGGCUCACUGAGCUGGACCUUUCCUGGACUUACAUCAAAGAGUUGCCAAAAGGUUCGAUACGUUUGAUGGAGCAACUCAGGUCCCUGAAGGUGUCGACCAACUACCUUGCCAAGGUACCAGACGACAUUAAGAGCCUCCCCUCCCUGGAGAUCCUGCACAUGGGAAGCAAUGUUAUUUCGGAGCUUGGCUGUGACGAUUUCAUGAACACAACACACCUGGCAGAACUUUACCUGAUUAACAACCACAUCACCAAACUGGACAGGUGUGUCUUUGAGAGUCUCCCUGAUCUAAAGUUGCUCGACCUGAGUUACAACCAGCUGUGGACGUUUGGAGACACCUUCAAAAUGGGCCUGCACAAACUCGAGUUCUUGGACUUGAGCAAAAAUGUUCUCUCCUCCCUUGAGAGGGGAGCUUUUCAGGGUUUAGUGUCCCUGAAAUAUUUGAAUGUGAUGAUGGAUCAAAUUUCAAGGGUGCCACAUAAGACCUUUGACAAACUGGACAACCUGGAAACUCUUAUUGUAUCUAUUCCAUGCGACUAUGAAAAUAGCUUCAGAGGAUUAGAGCGCUUGGAAAAUCUUACAAUGUACCUCAGCAUUACCUAUGGGCUCAAAUGUCCUCUUUCCAGUGACUUUGAAGCCUUCUACCAUUUAAAAUCUGUGAAGGUUUUCACAGUAAUCUGCAGUGGUGAUAACCACAACAUGCCGUUGGAAGUACCGAUGGAAUUCUUCGAGGCCAUGAGACAUCUGGAGUCCUUUACAGCUGUAAAUAUCUAUAAUUCUGCUCCGCAGCCAGACACAUUUCAGUUCAACCACAGGCUCAAGAGUCUGACCUUUGGGAAGACAGAUUUUUCAGAUUUGGACCCUGAACUGUUUGAACAAAUCCCAAACCUGGAGACUCUGGAUCUCUCUGAGAGUAAACUCAAGUCCCUGGAUUUUCUGGCGCAGGCCGACCUGUCAGCUCUCAGAUCUCUGAAACUCAGUGGGAAUGAGAUCAAUGUGAUCAAUGAGACGGUCUUCCAGUUUCUCCCUGUGCUGACGUACCUGGACCUGGACAACAACCCUUUCACCUGCGAAUGCUCCAACGCCGGCUUCAUCCAGUGGGUGAAGAGCAACAACCAGACUCAGGUUGUAAACGCCCAUCAGUACACUUGUGCCUUUCCUGUGGCCAUGAAGGGAAGCAUGUUGCUGGACUUUGACGUCCAGUCCUGUUGGAUGGACACCGGCCUCAUCUUCUUCGUCUCCAGCUCUUCUCUGGUCCUUCUAACUCUCCUCUCAUCCUUCAUCUACCACUUCCUGAGGUGGCAUCUCACCUAUGCCUUCCACCUCUUCCUGGCCUUCCUCUAUGACAGCAGGAACAGGAAGAAGGGAGUUCCUCAUCGCUACGACGCCUUUGUCUCCUACAACGUCCACGACGAGGACUGGGUUUACCGAGAGAUGCUCCCAGUGCUGGAGGGAGAGCAGGGCUGGAGACUCUGUCUGCACCACAGAGACUUCCAACCAGGUAAACCCAUCAUAGAGAACAUCACUGACGCCAUCUAUGGAAGCAGGAAGACCAUCUGUGUGAUCAGCCGCCACUACCUGCAGAGCGAGUGGUGCUCCAGAGAGAUCCAGAUGGCCAGCUUCCGACUGUUUGAUGAGCAGAAGGACGUGUUGAUCCUCCUGUUUCUGGAGGACGUCCCGCCCCAGCAGCUGUCUCCGUACUACCGCAUGAGGAAGCUGGUAAAGAGACGCACCUACCUGAGCUGGCGUCAGGCUGGACAACAUCCCGGAGUCUUCUGGCAGAGCGUCCAAAGAGCUCUGAGGACGGGGGACGCUCUGGACACCGACAUCUGCUGAGAUGAAGAAGGUAGAACCUGGAUCAGACCUGUGGACGGACGUGUCUCUGGAUGUCCCACACAGAGACGUCACCAGGACACGGCCUCUUUCAUUCGAUUUUAUCUUUUAUUUCUCUGUUUAAAAACAUUUUCAACUGUUUUCUAUAAAAGGGGCGAAAUACGUGGAGGUGGAGCUCUGAGAAGAAGUUAAAGUUAAAUAAGUAGAAUUAGUUUAAGCUAAUGCUUCGUGUCUCAUGUUCAAUCUGCUUCAUAAACAUCUGACAAGACAAUAAACUG